Molecule: messenger RNA, 2240 nt
Organism: Funneliformis geosporum
Lineage: Eukaryota; Fungi; Glomeromycota; Glomeromycetes; Glomerales; Glomeraceae
Source: the annotation of a GenBank genome assembly
AUGAAUACUCCAGGAGCUGUAUCAAAAAUAUUCUGGCCGGCACAUGUAUGCACACCCCGAACCAAAGCUGGAUUCUUGGUCGGUUGGAACAUUCGUAGUUUUACCACUUGUAUUGCAUCGGUAAUCUCGGAUCUUAGUGAUCUAGAAGCCACAUUGUCUGCUUUGUCAACAGAUACUAGUUCGUCGUUUGUAUAUAUGGGAAAGGUGUGUGGAGCACCUCCAAUAGUUUUGGGUCUUUUGACUACAUUAUCUGACAUUAACGGGGAAGGGACAAGUAUCCUCAAUGCAGAAGGUGUUGCAGACAGAAAGAAGACAGCAAAUUUAUGGAUGACAAUCCAAUUGCAGAGCAAUAAUAUGCCUCUUCUAAGAUCGAUCUAUUGUUGUGGAUAUCGUUAUUCAAAUGUCAGUUCAGAAAUCAUUUUCUACAAACAACCAAAUCCAACUAGACUUCAAUACAUUUCACUUGAGCCGUUAGUAUUAGAUAUUCAACAAGACGGCAGACAUAAGGUUGAUCAAGAUUCACUCAUAAUUAAAAACAUGAAAAAGAUCAUAAACACUCGUUUACACUCGGGGAAACAGCGAACGCAGAUAAAUGACAUGGAACUUAUUUUGAAUCAGAUUAAUUCUUCAUUUGAAACUGAGAAAGCCAUCACAAAUAGGUGUCGAUUUUUUAUCAAUCGACGUAAUCGUUGUAACAUUAGCGUUUCUGAAACAAUGAUGCAAUACGCAGUUUUUAUUAAAAAGAUUUUUCUUUAUCCCUUAAAAUAUCUGCUGCUUGUUUUUCGACCGAUCAUUGUACAACCUAUAAUUUUCUUUCUUAUGUUAGUGAGAAUAUUCGCCGAGAUUGUAUUGUGGAUUUUAAAUUUACGAUUUCCCCCUUUUAUGUUUAAUGGAAUGGCAUUAAAGGAUUUAUCUGCGACAUCGCAGCAAAUCGAUUUACGACUUCAACAAGCAUGUUUUUGGCCUUGGCAAUAUAUGCUACUUAGGCGAAGGGAUUGGACAAAUACUGCGACAACACGAGCACAAUAUAUUAGCAUGUGGCUUGUAGCAAAUGAUAUUAUUAUCGGGCUUACUAUUGGUUCUUUUCUUGUUAAUAAUAGUGAAUAUGUGGCCAACGUUAUUUUGAAGGACUAUCUUGAUCAUUAUACGAUAGAAAAAUUAGUAUCAAUGAUAGAUUGGCUCAUGGGUUGGCCGGCCGGAUUGAAAUUAAAUAGUGAAUUGGACAGGUUUUUUGGCGAACUUUUUCUUCGCCUAAUCGAGUUAUGGGAAGAUUGUGUGGAUAUUAUAGGACCAUUGACACCAACUAUUAUAGGAAUUAUCGGGUUAUCUGGAAUGUUGGGUGGAUCAAUGGUUAUAUCAUUACUAUCCGAUUUUUUAUCUUUUAUGACUAUUCACAUCUAUUUAUUUUAUAUGGUUGCUGCAAAAAUUUUCAAUUGGCAGCUUACUAUAUUAUAUUCUUUAUUUAAUUUAUUUCAAGGCAAGAAAUGGAAUACUUUACGAAACCGUAUUGAUUCCUGUGAUUAUGAUCUGGAUCAGUUGCUUUUGGGCACUAUAUUAUUUACGUUAUUAACAUUUCUGUUUCCUACAGUAGUGGUUUAUUAUGCAACUUUUGCGGCUAGUCGUGUAGCUGUUAUUUUUCUGCAAGCAGUUAUGGAAACUUUAUUGGCGUUCUUAAAUCACUUUCCAUUAUUUGCAAUUAUGUUGCGAUUCAAAGAUCCGGAUCGAUUACCAGGUGGACUUAAAUUUGUAAUAUGUGAUCCAGAUUAUUAUGCAACGUAUGGAAUAGCUAGAGUAUUUAGAGAUAUAAAGUCAUUUUGGCCAUGGAAUAGUCGAUUACGUAAAAUAAGUGUUACAUCUACAAACACUUCCCCGAUAAUUAACAAUAUAAGUAGUAUAAAAUCAACAUCAAAAUUCGAUCGAAAUUCUCAAUACGAAGAGUCUGAUCAAGUUAUUAGAAUGAGAAAAAAUCGAAUAAUGAAUAAAUCAAAUUCAUCAUCGUCAUUGUCAAUAUCUCCAACUUCCCCUAUAUCUUCAGCAUUUAUAUCAUGGCCACCAAAAGUGAGCUAUUUAUUCAUGCAGAAUUUGCCCAUUCCAUUAUCAGCAAUAUUCUUUCAAUAUUUAUUAUUAUGGAGACGGUUAAGUUCACAUUAUUUUUCUUUUUAUGUAUUACGAUGCCUUGUUAGUGGUGAAAAUAUCAAACCAAUAGCUAGACUUCAGUAUCCAAUGUUACCUGAAACUAG